AUGACUGGUGUCCGUGACAACCGUUACAGCGUGGUGUCCUCGGAAGAAGACGGGUUGAGGUUGUCAACCAUGCCAGGGAUCAACGGCUACGGCAAUGGGAAGAUCCACACCAGGAGAAAGUGCCGCAGUCGCUUUGUGAAGAAGAAUGGCCAGUGCAAUGUGCAGUUUGCGAAUAUGAGCGACAAGCCUCAGCGGUACAUUGCUGACAUUUUCACCACGUGCGUGGAUGUCCGCUGGCGCUACAUGCUGCUGAUCUUUUCGCUAGCCUUUGUCAUCUCAUGGUUGGCUUUCGGCCUGGCCUUCUGGCUCAUUGCGCUGAUACAUGGUGACCUUGAGAACCCCGCUGGCGAUGACAACUUCAUGCCCUGCGUUUUGCAGGUGAAUGGAUUCAUCGCUGCCUUCCUGUUUUCCAUUGAAACCCAGACAACCAUCGGGUAUGGUUUCCGCUGUGUGACGGAAGAAUGUCCAUUGGCGAUUUUCUUGGUGGUCUUUCAGUCCAUCGUAGGUUGCAUAAUAGACUCGUUCAUGAUUGGUGCCAUAAUGGCUAAGAUGGCACGGCCGAAGAAACGGGCCCAGACCUUACUUUUUAGCCAUAAUGCGGUAAUAGCCAUGAGGGAUGGUAAGCUGUCUCUUAUGUGGCGGGUUGGAAAUCUGAGGAAGAGUCACAUAGUGGAAGCCCAUGUCCGGGCUCAGUUGAUCAAGCCACGGAUCACUGAGGAAGGAGAAUAUAUACCCCUUGACCAGAUAGACAUUGACGUGGGUUUUGAUAAAGGAUAUGAUCGUAUAUUCUUAGUUUCCCCUAUAACUAUCCUCCAUGAGAUUGAUGAGGGAAGUCCACUGUAUGGUAUUAGUAAGCAGGACCUGGAGAUGGCAGAUUUUGAAAUUGUGGUCAUCCUUGAAGGAAUGGUGGAAGCUACAGCAAUGACCACACAAGCUCGCAGCUCGUAUUUGGCUAGUGAGAUUCUAUGGGGCCAGCGAUUUGAACCAGUGCUGUUUGAGGAGAAGGACCAGUACAAAGUGGACUACUCACAUUUCCAUAAAACCUACGAGGUGCCCACAACCCCUCGAUGCAGUGCCAAGGAACUGAUGGAAAGCAAGUUCCUCGUUCCCAGCACAAACUCCUUCUGCUAUGAGAAUGAGUUGGCUUUCAUGAGCCGAGAUGAGGAUGAUGAGGGUGAUGAUGAUGACAGUAGGGUCUUGGAUGAUCCAAGUCCAAAUAGCAGUCGUCAUGAAUUUGACCGAUUACAAGCAACUUUAGCCUUGGAUCAAAGGUCUUACCGAAGAGAAUCUGAGAUAUGACCUUUGACUGUUAUAAUGACCCUUUUUUUUCAAAUGUAAGGAAUGGGAUACCAAUCAUCACGAGUGCCAUAAAGGAUUUUAAAGCUUGCAUAAAAUUAGGAAUUUGAUUGUAAUGGUGGAGGGAAUUCUCACAUAUGAAGUCUAUCUGAAUGGUAAAUACAAAGCAGCAGAAUGAGUUAACAUUUACUGUGAGUAAAGAUAGAAUUAUUACUGUCAUGCUUUUUAGGAGAUUAUGUAACAUUGAUAAUUACCUUCCAAUGGAUUAAGACUUAAAUGUAGAAGGUCGAGGAAUUGGUUCAAACAAGACAUUGGAUCAAGUGUUUUUGGUGAUGUGUGCAACAAUGAGCUUUAAGAAGAAUAGAAAUAGAACAAAACCAUGAUGUUUAGACUUGCAAAUAGGCAAUUUCGACUUGUCAGACCAGAUUUAAUACUCCUUCAGGGGUUUUCUUUUCACUAUUUUGACAUUUUCCUUUGAAAGAAGGUAUCUUUG
Messenger RNA from Rhincodon typus (whale shark), 1789 nucleotides. Its product is annotated as ATP-sensitive inward rectifier potassium channel 12. The transcript has a single exon. Gene Ontology annotation, cellular component: plasma membrane. Lineage: Eukaryota; Metazoa; Chordata; Chondrichthyes; Orectolobiformes; Rhincodontidae. The coding region runs from base 1 to 1299 and encodes 432 amino acids. The record is from RefSeq and is a predicted model, not a curated record. Gene Ontology annotation, biological process: regulation of monoatomic ion transmembrane transport; potassium ion import across plasma membrane. Gene Ontology annotation, molecular function: inward rectifier potassium channel activity.